Molecule: messenger RNA, 7595 nt
Organism: Mytilus californianus (California mussel)
Lineage: Eukaryota; Metazoa; Mollusca; Bivalvia; Mytilida; Mytilidae
Product: sprouty-related, EVH1 domain-containing protein 2-like
Exons: 5
Coding region: 141-1448 (435 amino acids)
Biological process (GO): multicellular organism development; negative regulation of MAPK cascade
Cellular component (GO): membrane
Molecular function (GO): protein kinase binding
Source: RefSeq, a predicted model, not a curated record
UAUGUCUUGAAACUAUUUUUAAUGCGGAUGUAGCGCACUUAUAACAUUGCUGUCCAAAGCAUUUCCUGUCUAAAUCUGAGACAAUAUCCAGUGUUAUGUACAAAAUGUACACACUGUAACUUCAAAAUGGAUCAAGGAAGAUGACCGAAGAUAAUAAACAGAAUGAGGACUUCCUUGUGCAAGUGCAAGCACAAGUGAUGACGAGAGAUGAUUCUAGUGGUGGUUGGGUACCAAUGGGAGGUGGUGGACUUUCAAAUGUAGGACUAAGACGUUUGUCUCGUCCUAGCAACAACGGGGAGGAGACACCGCUAACUGAAUAUUUGAUAUAUGGAGAAAGAAUAGUAGAUAAAUCUGUUGUGCUAGAUUGUGUACUUAAAAGAGACAUGAAAUACUUUAGACCAAAUCCCAAAUUUCACCAUUGGAUAACAGAUGAUAAGCGAUUUGGAUUAACAUUUCAAAGAUCAGAUGAUGCCAAGGCCUUCAACAAAGGCAUAAAAAUUGCUGUAGCAGAUUUAACAGAUGGAAAUUCUAAUCUGUCAAAUCUAGAUGGUGACGAAGAAGUGUUUGCUGUAAGUACGAUUUUAGAUCUUCCCAUCCCUAGACGAGACUCAUCAUCACAAUCUGCAAGUACAACUUCAACAACUACUAGUAGUCCUACACCACAGUCACCCUCAUCUCUUGUGUCAGGAAUGCCUGAUCCAUUUACAUAUACACAUUCACAUGCUAAUCAUCAUCAUCUGCACAGAGUGCAUUAUAUCACUUCACCACAUCGUUCAUCCGCUAGAUCGCCACCUAGUGACAGUUCUAAAUCAGACAAUUUAGAAAAGGAUGAAAUAUAUAUUAAAUCAGAUGAACCGACUUCUGUGGGAUCUAAGUCAGAUCAAGGAUUGUUAGAAAACGAUAAUGUUGAGACGAAAGAAUAUUCAUAUGUAAUUAUUGCCAAAAAAGAUCAACAUGAAUAUAGUUAUCCCACUUUAGAAUCUGUGCAAAAACCUGUUUCUAAGAGAGAAGCAAUGCACAAGUGUCAGACUUCUUUACCGCAUCAACAUCCACCAUUGCCGAAGAAAAAGCAAAAAGACAAACAUCGUACACAUUUGUUACAGAAUCAGAAAUCUCGGUGCAAAUAUUGCCGGGAACUGUUUUCACAUGACGAUAAUGCUCGUGGAAGUUGUGAAGAUGCUCCAGAUGGAGUAGAAAAGUGCAUUGAAUAUGUGACUUGUGUAUGGUGUGCUAAAGGGAUAAUUUACCAUUGUAUGGCAGAUCCCGAUGGUGAUUAUGGACACCCAUGUGUAUGUGAUACAAGUGAUAGGACAAAUUGUAAAAAGUGGACUGCUUUAACUAUUCUUUCACUUUUUUUGCCGUGCUUAUGGUGCUACUGGCCAUGUAUGGCAUGCCACAAAUGUGGUGUGUCAUGUGGCUGCUGUGGAGGUCGGCACAAAGCCUCGUAGUAAAGACUUAAUGUUUUGACUUCUUCAGUCUUAAGGAUUAUGUUAGUUUUCUUUGGUUAAGAAUAGUAGAUCUAUUUUGUUGAAUCUCUUUUUAAUCUAACUAGAAAAUGUUUUGAUCUCAUGUUAUAAAUUUUCUUAAUUUUCUUAAUUCCAUCCAACCUUGUUUCCAACAUAAUUGAACAUAUGUUAGUGCAUGUAUAUUCUCAGUGAUAAAAAGUAAAAAUGAUUAUUUAGUGCAUUACAAAAACAACAGUGAUAGUCAUUUAAUUCUUAAAUUAAAAUGCAAUUAACUAAAUUUCUUUGAAUGAAAAAAACAAUGUUUCAAUUCCUUUAGAACAUCAAUUGUCAUAGCCAAAGUUAUCUUUUAAGCAAAAAAGAGCAGAAAGAAUUAUAAAAUAAGCUCAUAUUGAUUUCAGCUGUAGGUAUAUAUCCUUCUUAAAAUGUGAGUUAAAAUAUUCUAUAUUUUAUAUGGAGUGUAGGAUUAUUUUUUGCCAUUUUCCCUAGGUGCCUUAUCUUCACAAAUGUAUGGUUAAAAGGUAUAUUCCUUUAAUGUAUCAUACAUACAUGUUUUAACAAUUUAAAAUACAAUUGUGUCUUGCAAUAACAAAAUAGGUAUUUGAUUCAUUGUUUAAUAUUUUGACAAUAUUUUAAUUGACUACUCACAAAAACAAAUUGAUAGGUAUAGCCAUUUAUUGUUAUAAAAGUGCUGUAAAGUAUUGGUGCAUGAAAACUUAGUGCUUUCAUUUUAUCAUAUUGUAUAACAGAUAAAAUUUAAUGUUAAAGUAUUGUCCAUAACUUAAUUCACAGAUCUAGGAUGUUAAGGUUGAUAAAAGUAUCUACCUUUGAUUUGGCUGCAGUGUGGGUUUUCUUUUUAAGAGAUUACUGCUUGCUGCAACUGAAUCAAAGAAAAUUAUUGAAAUACUAAUUAUUUUUUCAAUCCUUCAAUUUUAUUACUGUUACGAUCCUAUAUAGAAACAGUAGCCAAAAUAUAAAGACCAGAAAAAAACAAACCCAAAUGACUGUCCAUCCCACUGGUCAAUCCCACUGGCAGUUACUUUAUAUUUCAAGUUUUUACAACAGCAAUAUUUAAAUCAAUUAAGACUGGCUGUAAGAUGGACAGACAUUAUUUUGGAAAAAAAACUUAAGUUUGCUGUCUCCUUUUAGUUAAUAAAGUUUAAUUUACCUUUCAUAAUGUACCACACUUUUUAUUUACCUUAUAUAAUAUACUACACUUGGUAGAGUAUCUAAGAAUAAUUAAAAAAUGAUGGAAUAUUUCAUCAACCAAAAUAAGGGGGUAAAAAAUCAAACUAUUCCUUUAUAUAAAGCAUUAAAAUGAUAAGAAAUUUCUGCAAUUAAAUAAAAAAACAGUUGGUCUUUUCACAAUUAAUCACAAUAAAUAAAUGACAUAAAAGAAGUUUUUCUGGUAAUAUAUUUUAUUAAAUUGAUUGCAGAAUACUGUGAAGAUUAAGUUUAUUGUUAUUUUUCGAUGAGUGGGAUUGAGGAUUUUUAUUUGUUACCAGACUUAUGCAAUUGUCUGUGGGUAUAUAACAUAAUCCGUAAGACUGAUGAUAUUUUUAACUGUGAAUGUACGUUUUUAGCACUAUUGUUGUAUGUGCUCCAGUUUAAUAUGCACCUAUUGUUUUAAUCUUAUACUAUGCUCGCCUUUUAUACAGUACAUUUAUAAAAUAAGGGUUUCAUUUGUUAAUGUUUCUUUAUGUUUCUGUUAAGUUGUUAAGCUUUCUUUUUAAUGGUGCUACUGUUUUUCUUUUCUUGUUUCAAGACUGAAUUACUUAUGUAAGAAUUUAUAUCUUUGAUGCUAUGUGAAAACAUUUUGUUUGUCUUUAUAAAUAUCUCUUUUGAUCAGAAGCUAAAUAUUGAAAUACAAUGUUUAAAAAUAUGCAUGAUUAAAUAAAUUAGAAGCUGCGUACAUGUAAGGACUGCUACAAUUUGCACACCACUUGUGGUUAGAUUAUAAAACUGAACUGCUAAAUGUAUUUUAUCUUUGUCAUUCAAUUCAUAUACAGGUCCAAAUAGGUUUUAUCAUAAGGAUCAAAGAAAAAGAGAAACUUCUGUUAUUGAUAACUUACAGAAGAAAAUAGUAUUUAUACAGUGAUAAUUAAGAUUACCUAUGGUUUUGAAAAUAAGAGGGAGUUUCUCUGCUACAAUCUCAUUGAAGGGCAAGGGUGAUAGCCCUGAAAUGAGAUGUAGCCAAGAAACUUCCUCUAGCUUGAAAGAACAUAGAUAAUCUGUAUAUCUGUAUUUUCCUAGGUAACAUAAAUGAUGUCAUCACAAUCUCACUAUGCUCAACUGAGAUAAACUUAUCUCAGUCAAGUAGCUUGAGAUAGAAAAUUAUCACACAGAAAGAUCAAAGGAAAAAAAAUAGCAAUAAAACAUAUUAUCUUGAUCAUUUAGAGUAUUUCAUUGUGUGUAAUCCAGAUUCUGAUUGGUCACUCUUCAGUCAUUCAUGUAUAAAAAAAAUACUUUAAAAUACUAAAAUAACAUAAAUGUGCAAAACAAAACUGAUUUUUUUGAAUAAUUAUAAUGUUUAUGAAAAGUUUAUCAGGCUACCUCAAUAGCAGUACUGUUGCACAACUUCUGUUGGGCUUACUUACUAGAUAUACAGAAUUUUCACUGCCUAAUAAUUUGAUAUCAGCUGCCUUUCAUACAUUUAUUUUAGACUGUUAAUUGUUAACAGGAUUAUUUUGGUAUAAAUUCGAGACAAUAUCAUUCAUAAAUUUCAGUCAGUACUUGUUGUAUAAAUUUCUAUGUGAUAUUUUAUUGAUUCAGUCUGGAUAAGCCAUGUGCACAAAUAUAAACUCUUGAUAACUAAUAUUUUUUCAAUUAAAGAAAAAAAAAAUUGUUUUAUAAAGUACUUCAAUACUUGAAAACAUUACUUAAAUAUGAUCUACAUUGUGUAAAUUGAUAUUUAUUGAUCAAGGCUUUUAAAUUGAUAAACAAAUGUAGUAGCAACUUUUGCACAUGAAGCAACUUACAACUUUCAUUUUUACUGCUGUCACACAUAGUCAUGAUCUCAAAAUUAUGAAAUAUCUCUGAUGUAGUUUCAUGCAACAUAUUAAAAAAAGUUUAGAUGAAAAAAUUUAUGUUCUGGUUGUCUGAAUAUGUGUAACAUGUGUAUUAGUAAAUAUCUUUCAAAGAAGAAUAACCACUGAUAUAUUAAUGAAUAUAUUAUCUUUUAUAAACAUGUUUUCUAAGUAAUUUCUCAAACAUUUCGUCACACUAUUUUUCGAUGCCCUUACUUUUCCUGUUUGAUUGUAAAGUCAACAUGUUUAUUACUGGCAUUUUUAUCAAAAUGUUAAAAGCUCUGAUGAAUUAAACAUCUUGAGAUGCUGUUGAAAUAACAUGUAGAAAUUAUAUAAGAAAAUUGAAAUUUGUCUUGUACAUAUGUAGAAGGUAAAGAUGCAAUACAUUUGAGCAGGAAUUUUAAUGCAGUAAUUCAAUGUUGUUGUUUUUUUGUCAGAAACACCUAUUGAUUUGAAAGAGCAGUACUAACAGGAUAUUGUAUAGUUUGGUUUAGAUGCAAGUAGUUGUCUAAAAAUCUUUUAUUACCAGUUCGAUUCAUCAAAUCUUUUUCUCCUUUCUUCUUAUUAAAUUGAUUUUUUAUUAUGGCAUUUACUAAUUAGCAGUCAUGACUUACAUUAUGUGAAAUGGCAAACCCAGCAGAUGUGACAUGUGUAUUGAUAAAAGGGAGUGAACUCUUGUUUUACAUAUAACAUUUACCCAUGUGUUCAUUAAUUUGUUUAUUUUGUUUUGUUCGCUCAUUUUGCAAUUUUAUUUGUCAUUUUAGCUUUUUCAGAAUACUUUUUGACCUUAUUCAUUUCUACAAAUUUGGAAGUAAGGAUCAAACUCAGGGAGAAAUCAUUUUAUUUUGCUUUUAUUAAUGCAGUAUAAAGUCAUCAUGUAAAAUUUCAUCAACUGAUUUCAAAUGAAAUAUAUUUAGUAUAGCUGUACAAUCUCUAUUUUUUUUUUUAUUUUUUUUUUUUUUUCUAAUUUUGGGGUACAAUUUUUCCAUUUGAUAGAAAAUAAUUAUAUUAACCUAUAGUAGAUACUUCUAGAAAAAUGCACUUAAAUCAUUUAAUACUGUAUAUAAUCUUUAUUACAUUUAAAUGUAAUGUUUUCAAAUAGAAAUUAUCCCCCAAAAUCUAAUUGAUUUUUACUAUAAGUUUGGUUUUGCUGAAAAUUUAUACAAAAGUUUCUCAUUUAAUUGCCUAAAAUGGAAUGGAGAACUGGGUAUUGAAAGAGUUUGUUUUUAGUUAAUUAAAUAGAUGUGUCUUAUCUGUAGUAGAUCCUGGCAUGUCAGAUGUGUUGUGGUUCCUUCCUUUUAUCACUGCAUUUUGGUCUGUUUACCUGAAUUUAUUUGGAAUAAAACACAAAUUGUAUGUGCUUAUUCAAUUAUUUAAAAUUUAAACACUUAAAUUUUUCUUCUUUCAGAGUUUCAUGUUAUAUUAUAUCCAGGGACAAGUUUAAAUUAGCAGUCUGAAAUUCAUUUAAUAUCUUGAUUUAAACAGUAACACUGAAGAAAUGUUGGCAGUAAUUUGUACUUAUUAUGAAUAAGUUAAAAUUCUGGAAUUAUGUUGCUUUUAUAAGAAUAUUUUUAAGUUACAAAUUAAAAUUCAUGAAUGAAAUCGAUUUUGAUCUCACAAUUGAUAAAAGGAUUAUUUAUAUAGAUUCUAAAAACAAUAUUUUAAAAGAUUAUUAAAUGAAAAGUUCAUAUUUUCCUUUUAAUUUAUGAAUGAAAUGAAUUUAAAUUAAGAUUAUUUAUUCCGAUUCUUAUAAACAAUACUGGCAAGUCAUUUAAGACCUUUAUCAACUUUUAUACAAUUAAUUGAAGUGUGUUUCAAUGUUAGUUACCAUGACACGGUGUUCUAUUUAGUACGUAGAAUUAAUUUAUUUUUAUUAAAAGGUUGUAGUUUAAGCUGCAGGAAGCAGUUCUAUUUUCCUACAGUAAGCUUUCAGUAUUUUUAAAGCAAUUUGUUGAUGUUUAUUAUCUUUAAGAUUUUGUGAUCAUGAUUUUAUUAUUAAGUGGAAAGCAGGAGAACAGAUAGAGCUUCUAGGCUUACAGUUUUAUGUCAUGCAUUUAUUUUAUUUUACUUUUUUUUUUCAUUUUAAUUGUUUUAUUACAAGUUAUUAAAAAGUGUUCUUAUUAACAUAUUUGUUAAAUGAUGAAAGUGUGUAUGACUGUGAAUGAAUGCUGAAUACCACCAGAGAAAUGCAAAUAUUUCCACCAUUGUUGUAUUUGUGAGUUUCUUAAGGGUAUAUUGUGAUUGUGAUGCUAACAUAGUCAACAUCAGUAGCUUUUUUACUUUUUAAUUGUCAAUUUUUACUAAAGGGAGAUAAUAACAAAAUCAUUGUGGCCUGAACCAAAAGAUAAAUAUGUCCGAACUUACUGUAUGAGAGCGAGAGAAAAACAAAACAAGAGAUUGGACUGUAAUUUUUAAACAAUAUGUCAGAUCUCUCUAAAGUGGUAACAAACAAAAUAUACUCUGUAGCAUUGAAGUUGAUGAAGUUCUGUGUAGGAUUUAUAAGCUUCUGUCAGUUAUUUAGUAAACUUCAGAAUGUUUUAUUAUUCAAAAUCUUAAAAUAUUCAAUAACAAGGAAUAUUUUUUGUAACUGCUGUAAAAGACAUUGUGUAUUAAAUACUAUUGUAAACAUACAAUAACAUUUGAGGAAACAUACUACAUGACAUUUUGAUGUGAUUGCUAUAGAUCAUGUGUUCUAUGGUAUAAAAGAAAGUUGUUACCACUUUUGAAUGAGAUUGACAUACAUACAUGUAGUUCAUAAACUUUUGCAUUUCAUUGUUAAUUUCAUAUCAUAUGGUCCAAUCUCUUGUUGUUAAAUGAUUUUGUUCAAAAUUAAUUGUAUUUCAACUUUUGACCUUUUAACUUGUUGCAGGCAGCUGUUUACAAGGAAACAAUAAUGAUUACUAAAUUAGUUCUAAAACUAUAUAGAAUACUUGAAGAUAGUAUAAGCAGUAUGAUUUACCCUCAACAGAAUCAAGUUUAAAUGUGGAAAGCUUGCAAUUUUAAAGUGUUCUUCACUGUACUUCUAUAUCAAUCUGGUACAUAGUAAAAUACAUCUGUAUUUUAUUAUUUAAUAUAAUAAAAAAUAAUCAUGACAUAAGACUUACAA